Messenger RNA from Epinephelus lanceolatus (giant grouper), 2660 nucleotides. It is a transcript of the gene cryl1, whose product is annotated as crystallin, lambda 1. Gene Ontology annotation, molecular function: L-gulonate 3-dehydrogenase activity; NAD+ binding. The record is from RefSeq and is a predicted model, not a curated record. NCBI's taxonomy places the organism in Eukaryota, Metazoa, Chordata, Actinopteri, Perciformes, Serranidae. Gene Ontology annotation, biological process: fatty acid metabolic process.
UGACCAUGAGUGUAACUGUGCAGGGGAGGUGGGCAGUUCCGAUACAAGUUGUGAAAGGUUUGUUACAGCUGAUCUCAUAACGUUUUAAAAUGAGCUCUUCUGACAUGAAGAUAAUUACUGUGAUCGGCAGUGGGCUGAUAGGCCGCUCCUGGACCAUGGUGUUCAUCAGUGGAGGCUACAAAGUGAAGAUGUAUGACAACCAACCAGGACAGGCUGGCAAGGCUCUCACAGAGAUCAGGAAGCAGCUGGGGGACCUGGAGGAAGCCUGUAUGCUGAGAGGAGAGCUGAGCGCCACGCAGCAGCUCGCCCUGGUCAGCACGUACGAUGACCUGGCUCAGGCGUUGGAGGGAGCCUUCUUUGUUCAGGAGUGUGUAUUUGAGCAGCUUGAAGUCAAGCAGAACAUCUUCCAAGACAUCGAGCGUCUUGUGGGAAAAGACGUCAUCCUGAGCAGCUCCACUUCCUGUCUGGUGCCAAGCAACGUCUUCUCUAAAGUAGGGAACAGGAGUCGCUGCCUCAUCUCCCAUCCGGUAAACCCACCUUACUAUGUCAAACUGGUGGAGCUGGUACCUCACCCAGAGACGGCAGCAACCGUUAUGGACACCACCCACUCCCUAAUGACCAAGGUCAGCCAGGUGCCCGUCUGUCUAAAGAGAGAGAUUGAUGGCUUCGCCAUCAACAGAGUGCAAGCCGCCAUCAUUGCAGAGUCUUGGAGGCUGGUCCAGGAUGGUGUUAUCUCUGUCAAGGACAUUGACCUGGUGAUGUCAGAGGGGCUAGGAAUGCGUUAUGCCUUCAUAGGUCCCAUGGAAACAAUGCACCUCAAUGCACCUGCAGGUUUGGAGGACUAUAUGAAACGGUAUGGAGAGGGCAUAACGAGGGUCCUGAACUCUUUUGGGACUGUACCAAACUUCUCCAGCAGUGAGGCAGCCAAGAGAAUCGUAAAUGAGAUGUGUGAGCUGAUUCCCAGCAACCCGCAGCAUCUGUCUGCCAGGAUGGAGAGGAGGGACCAGCUCCUCAUGGGUCUGGCCAAGCUGAAGAAGGAGCACUAAGAUCAGCAUGCAGGGCCCAAAGUCAAGAAAACGUCUGAUUAUGAUUGAAAAAAUAAUCUAUGAAAUUUGGUAGAUGGACAGGAAUUAAGUAGACAGACAUGUCAUUUGAUAAGAAUUUAAAGCAGCUGUAUACAUUGAGAGCAUAUCUAUGAGUCAGAGUCCAGGCUGGAGUUGUCUGCACGCGGUUGUCAACAUGGAGGUGGCGAACAGCACUAACAACUGCAACAGUGCUGACAGAGCUAAUGGUGUUAACCGGGGGGAACCAGAGGGUGGGCGCUAUGUUUCCGCAACAACAAAGGUCGGCCUCAAUGGAUCAGGAAGGUAUUAUCAACAGUACAGCGGUGGCGAGUGGUGGUUAGCUAGCCAGAGGGAUUCACACUCAGGGACUCACAUGCCUUAACAUGUAGGUGCCACUGGACCAUCUGCCACAGGGUCGGCAACCUUUUUAAAAAGACCACCAAACGUGGUAUAUGAUUCACAUCCAUACUCUCAUCAAGUGCGAUGUUAAAGCUGCAGACUUUCCCUGCGUGUGUGUCCCCUCUCAUGAGUUUAUUCUUUUCCUUGCCAGCAGUUUGUGGAGUUUGAGUUAUGGAGUAGAAAAGUCUUGUUGUUUUAUUGGGAGCCAGAAUAGAAGGAGUCAUGACUCAAAACUUAAAUUUUAUUGCACACCAGCAGGCACUGCCCAUCAACAAAAACAAAGACAGCUAUAGGUAAAUGCAAUGAGACUAAAGGCCCAAACGGUACAUUCCCACACCACUCACAUCAUCUUCCUUCACUGUCUUAAACAAGCCAAAAUAACUCACUAGCUAGCGCUGGCUAAUGUCUGUUGAGAAUUGUUUUGCCUCCAGCUAAGCCCCGCUCACCAAAAAAAUGCCGUACUGUUUACUAACAGUAAAAGGGUCUAUAGCUCAGUUGAUCCGAUCUGAUCAGAUUAGAUCAAUGGAUGAGAGGAACGGCUGCUGCGUUGAGUGAAAGGAAACUUUCAGACCCAGCACAAUGAACGGCUAAGUUACACCUUCACUGCCCCCAGCGUCCUGCUGCUCCGUCUGUCCCCAAAGUACAUGUACAAUGAUAAUGGAAAAAUAGGUGAUAUAAAUCCCAACGUGUGGGAAAACCUCCAGCUGAACAUUUCAACAAACUCUCCAGCAAACUUAUUGCUAGUGUGCUAUUCGUUAAGCCACAGCGUGCCAGCGGUGGCACACGUGCCCCAGGUUGCUGACCCCUGUAGAGUCCACCACAACCACGGACAGAGAAGCUCAGAUCACACACAGAAGGAGCGUGACUCAACCAUUUGGUCAGGACGCCAUUACUCACAUAACAAACUGUUAUCUACUGCUGUAUUAAUGCUCUGAAUGUCUCCUACAGAACCUUUAAAUAUUAAGAAUGAUUAAACAAAUGAAAAUGAAAAUUUGUGCUCUCAAGGUGCCUCUUUAUGGAGAUUAUAUUUUAUCUUUUUGUCUACAACUUGAUCUUAAGACUAAUAUUUUUGAAAUAAAGGGACUGGAUUAAAGGAAAUUAUCUCAUCAGGUGUUACACAACACAUACUGGUUUCCUGUGUGAAUUAAUUAAGUGAAAAAAUGUAUUAUGUUUGAAUAAUAAAACUAUGGAAUCUUA